CAGGAUUUAAGUGUCCUCAGCCCUCAGCCAUGCCUUUUGGCAGCAGGAAGGGACCUCCCCCAACAAUCACGCUGACGCCGCACGUUUUCCGGCCUCGCGCCCGUGCGGUCGGCUGACUUGACGCGGCUGGAAGUGGGACAGCUGAAGUUCAUUCUCCUCAGCUGAUGAUGGCGGAUGUUGUCGAGAAAGACACCAUGAAGAACUACCGCACAGCGUCCGAGAGAAUCAACCCCGAGACCAGCCGCUUCCCUUACUGCGUCGUGUGGACGCCCAUCCCCGUGUUAUCAUGGUUGUUUCCAUUUAUUGGUCACAUGGGAAUCUGCACUUCCACUGGAGUCAUUCGAGACUUUGCCGGACCAUACUUUGUCUCAGAAGACAACAUGGCUUUUGGAAGACCAACAAAAUACUGGAUGCUUGACGUAAGCAAAGUCUACGCUAGUGGCUCCAACGCCUGGGACACAGCAGUGCAUGAUGCGUCAGAGGAGUAUAAGCACAGAAUGCACAACCUCUGCUGUGACAACUGUCACUCACAUGUUGCCAUGGCUCUGAAUCUGAUGCGGUAUGAAAACAAAUCCUCGUGGAACAUGGUCAAACUCUGUCUCCUCGCUCUCAUCCAUGGAAAGCACGUCAGCUGUGCAGGCUUCCUGAAGACCUGGUUGCCUUUCCUGAUGCUGAUGGGCAUCAUCCUGACAGUGGCCCUGGCCCUCAACCUCCGGUGACCUGGGAGGCAGAUUACGGACACAGUGGAACCUCCUGCAGGUUGUACGUGGGGGGAUUGACCUUUUUAAACAACAAGGAUAGGGGAGGGGCACCACACGGUGUCGAGCGAACGUAAAGGAGGACAUAAAGACUACUCACCUCUCAGGAGAAUGUCGAACAGUGUCCGGACAUGCGUACGCAUGCUUGGUCUGUGGAAAGCAGGAAGCCUGUUGCAUUUCUCCAGUAGGGACGCAUGAAUGGCCUAGUGACGGAAAUCCAUUAAUAUUCAGUUAUUUUGAGAAAAGUGACUGAAUACCCCCUCCCACCACCACAACCACCAGGACCAUACAAACACACUUAAUGGAUUAUAACUGCUGGAUUUUGAUUAUGAUUCUUGAAAGCCUGAGAGCAGGUUAAAGCCAUCACCACCUGCAAAGUGUAGAAAAGGUCUCGCUGCAUUUAUAGCUGAACGGAGGUGCGUACAUUGUUGAAUCCUCUGAAGGAAUCACAUCUAUGCCUUGCUUUCAGAUUUUGAUGAUCUUGCUUUGUGAGGGAUAACUCAGUGCUUCCAGAAUGCCAUUUUUAUACCUGGGAGUACAAACAUGUUAAAACAGUUACAUGCCUUUCAAGGGAAUUUAUUGCAUUUCAUUCUUGGUCUCACGUAGCUCUUCUACAGUUCUACCGCAACUAACAUGUGCCAGAGCAGUUUGCACAUUUUCUUACUUGUAUUCAGGCAGAGGCUACAUCCAUACUACUACGUUUUUUGUUUGGAAAUGCAAAAACUCCUGCUCCUGAUAUGCCUGGUGUCCACAGUACUCUAAAGCUGCUGGGGGCCCGUUUUAGUUUAAAAACUGUGGGGCUGCAUUUUAGGCUUGACGGGCAGAAACAGAGCUAUUUGGAAACAGUGACGCAAAGACUCACAACCACUGCCUGAUUGGGUCUUUUCUGUCAUAACAUAGCCUUAGCCAUGCCCAGUGUGCAUGUGGUCACGUUUUCAGGCAUGUUAUGGUGCCAAAACGCUCAUGUGGACAUAGAUCAACAACGUUUUCAAAUGAAAGUAUAGUACAGUAGUAUGGAUGUAGCCUAAUUCCAUAUGUUAUUAGAAAGUUUGCAUCUUCUAAAAAGAAAUAUUUUUUUAUAUGUGCAUUACAUAUGUCACCUCAUGGAACUAGAUUAAGUAGGUUUACGACUAAUACUCAUACCUUUGGGUACAGAUGAUCAGUGCAAUGAUUGUAGCAAACUCAGUGAAUGUGUCUGUGAGAAAAUUUCAAGCAGAAUAGUAAAAGCUCCUUUGGUUUUCUAUACUUGUGCCAAACAUAAGAGAACUGGAGACCAACUCAAACUGUGUCUUUGAAAAUGCUGCUUGUUAUUUAGUGAAACAGCUCAUGAUGACUCUUAAGUUGGUGAAUGAAAAGCCCCUUGAUGUCCGAGUUAUGAAACCUGGUUAAAUCUUUUUUUCAGCCUCAGAGAUGUUUUGUUUCAUAUCAGAUAAUUUUGACUCGAGUGCCUAAAAAUGACCUUUCUCACACAUCCCUGUUAUUAUAUUUUCAGCUGUUUUCAAAAAGAAAACGUUAAGUCCACAUCAUGGUUGAUGCACAAAUUCCGUUGCCAUGGAUUUCUUGAGUAGAUUCAAAUCCCUUAUUGUUUGCAAUCAAACAGAAAAAAAGUGUUGAGCCCUCUCUUUGUCCACGGUGCUGCCAGAAGCAGCAGGUAGCCAGGAUCCUCAGGUUUUUCACACUCACCGACCCCUGCUGAAUAUCCCCACUUUCUCCCGGCGACUGACCAGCGUCGCCCCUGCUGUUUUCCACCUCUGCAGAUCAGAUUCGAAGGUCAUUGUGAAAUGUCAGCACUGUUUUCACGAAGCUUUGAUAAUAUACCCGCCAACAUCCUGCCGUAAUCCAGCACAGAGAGUGUGAGCCUUUAAAUUAAAGUCAGUUUUAUUUUCUUUGGUAAUGGGGCUAAUACGAGGUAGGGCUAACACAGUGCCAGCUUUCUAGACUGUGCUCUCCUCACUGAGCUUCUGUUGAAAGCAGAUAUUCUUUGGCCUUUUUGUGUGUAUUUCAGCCUUGUUGCCUGUAAAUAUUUGAACACACAUUAUACUGUACACCAGGUGCUCUUUGUGUACUUUGCAAACUUGAUCACUCACUCUAAGGAUUUAUCCUUUGAAUAAUUUAGUGUUUUGUUCGCUUUACUCUACUUCUGCAUAUCAUCUCUGCAGAUUUGUGUGUGAAUGUGAGUGUGUGUGUUUGUGGGUGUGUGUGCCUUAGUCGUGCAUCUGACAGGAGAGAGCAUGUGAUUGCAUGCCAGCAUGUGCAUAUUGCAUGCGUGCAAGAAAUUGGGAGGGUUUGAGGAAGAGAGUAUUUCAUGUUUGACUCAUACAAUGGCUUCUUGAUUAAUUAUCAGCUGCAUUUCAUUGCAGCCAUCGAUUGAUUUCUUUUAUAUAUAUAUCACACAUAUCUUUCUCUUAAUCAGUUUCAAGUAAACCCAUAGAAGGAAUAAAUAAUACAUUAGACUGUAACAGGCCUGUGUAUGUUAAUGUUGAUUUCAUGCUAUAGCCCGCAACGUGUAUAUCUCCAGAUUCUCUAUAAUUUUUUUUUCUCUCAGAGCAUUAGAACAAGGGAACAAAGACAGAAACAGAGAAUCUGGCAUCACUUUGAACAGGGGAAAUUGUCUAUUUAAAAACUCUUUUGUGAAUCUUUUAAACCUCCUUUCUGUGACAGCUCAUAACUCUCUUCUCCCUUUUUAAAGAUCUGUCACCAAGAAGUAAAUAGCUUUUAUUGUAAAUACCACUUGAUGCCCUAAGAUCUCAUGUAUAUUAUAUAUAGAUUAUAUAAUAUAUAAUAUUCUGGACAUUAGGUACAAGGAAGCAGACGGAUGGCAUGCAGGGGGCUGUUACUCACAGUAAUCCGGAAAUAUGCCCAUUAUGUCCAAACUUCAGUGACAUGUUCCAUCUCUGUCCAAACUCAGUGAAGAUGUCAGUGCAAAAUACCUGUAGAAACAAGGAUAAAAGGGAAAAUCCCUUUGAUUCUCUGUAAUGGAGCUAAACGUCAUAAAAUAAGAGGGGGGAGAGCAAAACUGUGUCUUUGAAUAUAUCACUUGUUCUUUGGUGAAACAGUUUAUUCAUUGCAUUGGGAGCCAUGAAAGGUAAUGAAUGAAUAGCCCUUUGAGGUCAGCUGACGAAACUCACAACAUUGUCAUUUUACUGCGUCUCAUAUUUAAAUGUCUAUGUAUAUUUUAGGAAGAGAGAUAAGAAAACUUGUUCAGAUAAAAUGGCACACCAGUCCUUUGUUGGAGCAUUUUGACUAAGAAUGCCACAUUCAUGGUGGGAUCAUUUUAGAUGUGGCCGGCUCUUGGUGCCUUGUUGUAUCCAAGAGCCAGGUCCAGGAAUGUGGAGACAUGUGGUCCCAGUGAUUCAGACCGUUGACAAAAGACAGUUGGGAUGCUAUUAUUAGUGCCAAUAUCCAUAUAUACCAGUCUGCAAUUUCCAAACCUUCUUUUAUUUCUAUAAUCCCCAAAAUAUCUUCUAUGCUGCAGAUCAUAUAGCCCAUUGGGGAUUUUAAGACUCAACUGCAAGUGAUUGUGUGAACGCUGAAUGUGUUUAAGACUUACAGCUAUAAUACCAAUAAAGAUGUCUAUUAUUGUAGA
This is a messenger RNA of Paralichthys olivaceus (Japanese flounder), 4344 nucleotides long. RefSeq names its product transmembrane protein 222b (gene tmem222b). The record is from RefSeq and is a predicted model, not a curated record. Lineage: Eukaryota; Metazoa; Chordata; Actinopteri; Pleuronectiformes; Paralichthyidae.